Diabrotica virgifera virgifera (western corn rootworm) is the source of this 2336-nucleotide messenger RNA. RefSeq lists its product as uncharacterized. Bases 588 to 2315 code for a protein of 575 amino acids. Gene Ontology annotation, cellular component: nucleus. Gene Ontology annotation, molecular function: zinc ion binding. The transcript is spliced from 6 exons. NCBI's taxonomy places the organism in Eukaryota, Metazoa, Arthropoda, Insecta, Coleoptera, Chrysomelidae. The record is from RefSeq and is a predicted model, not a curated record.
AAAUUUAAACACAAACAUUUUUUAAAUCUUAUUAGUGUUUGAAUCAUGUUUGAAUUUCGCGGCAUUUUAUUUUACAUUGGAAUAGAACUGUCACAACUUGACCUUGUGGAAGCCAAGGAGCCAAAAAUUUUAUAAUUUCUAGACGCGAGUACAAUUAAGGCCGCGUCACAGAAUAGAAAACAAUUCGGACACGUUCUUUAUUCUGUACUCAAUUAUUAUUAAUAUAUUUGAUUUACAUACAGAACAGAUACAGCAUCCAAAUAUGUGGGAAGUAUAAUAAUAUAAAAAUGGUAACACCGAGAAGACAAACAAUAGAAAUAGAUGAACAGAAACUGAAAAUAUUGAAUCCAAUUGAAUAUUUGUUGUUCGUUAAAAUGAAUAUACAUAACUGCCAAGAAAAACAAAAUUACCUAAAUAAAUUUCGGAAUCAUAAUCUUAUCCCAUAUAAAAAGCUAAUGUAUAGGAAGAAAAACAUAAGAUUUUGUGAUGGUGUGAUAGCCACUUCCUUCUUUAAAUAGAAUUUUAUUUAUAAAUAUUUAUUAUAAUAUAGGUUAAAUAAGUAAUUUUAUAUUUAUUUUACAAAAAAAAUGUUUCCUAGUCAAAAGAGACCACUGUAUACAAAUUUAUUAACAAUGUCAGAGGAUUUUACUGAGUAUCCUCAAAAGCUCCUUUCAGGCCUUGGAAAAUCAACAAAACGGGGCAUUAAAAAGUGUCCUCGAUGUGGCACCUUCAAUGGUACUCGAAGUACAGUGUGUAAGAACAAAAACUGCAAUGUUGUAAACGUAGAUGCAGUGAAACUAUUAACAAACACUGAAAAGCAGCUGUAUUCUGUGAAAAUAUGGGACAUGGGGCCUAAUUAUAGAGCCUUUGUACAACUACCACUUCUGCAAUCUUCUUCGAACGAAGACCCACACGUUUACUCUGAUGUAGCUCUUUGUUUUGUCGAUUCUUGUAAAAACUCCUUCGACAACUCAAUUCUAAAGUGCCAUGAAGAAGGAACCGAUUCGAAUUCUAAAAAGCUUCUCUUCUGUACUCAUAUUAGGUCUGCUCUAAAAAGCCAGAGUAAAGCUAGCCCCAUGGAACUUAAACCUUCAGUUCUCACUUCGUUAAAUGUUACAGAUGAUAUUAAGGAAAAAUUGUGUUCUUUCAACUCUGAAAAAGAAGGAGUGUUUGUACAGAGAGUUUCCAAGUCUGUCAUGGCUGUUAAAUGUCAAGCUAGUGCUAAGCAUCCUUUAGGAUACCUACAUUUUACAUUUAUUAAAGGAAAAGGAAGGGAUGUAUAUGAAAAGUUCUAUUGCAGUUGUUCGGAAUUUUCAGUGUCAGAACUUUCUGGUGAAGGAUUUGAGAGUGUAAAAUACAAAUGCAUCCACUAUUAUGCAUGUAUAUGGGCCCUAGCAAGUGAUCAGAAAUUAAGCGAAGAAUUUACAAAUAUUCUCAGAAACGAAUUUUCAUUUGUAGGUUCAAAUAAUAAUACCACUCAAAAUAUUAAAUCUAGAGAUAAUGCUGUACCGAAUGAUUCAACAAAAGUUACUGAGAAGGUAGACUCCAAUCGUUCUACUGAUCCAAACAACGAUUUUAAUGUUACUGAUUCAAAAUCUAAAGAUAAGGUCUUAGUGACUGAUUCAAACAAAAUUACGCAAAAUGAUAAAUGUAGACAUAAGCAUGCAGUAAAUUUAGUAAAUAGAAAAAAUGGUUCAAAAAUAGUGAAGAAGAACUUGAUAUUACAUAGAAAAAAGGAAACAUUGAAGCAGUGCCAAAAAAUAAUGCCAAAAAUUUUACCAAUUGAAAUAAAAGUACUGGAAGAAACACCAAAAUCAAACGAUGUGGUUUCAUGGGGGUUUGUGGAUUGGUUGUCCUUUGUAACGGAGUCUAUAAAUCGCACUAUGCAGUUUGAAAACUAUGGUAUGGUGAACACUACCAUUCUUCAAAUACCAGAGGAUUUCUACAAUUAUUUUGCUAAACGGAUCCCGAGUAUAUAUGAAGUGGUUCAAACGGGAAACAGUUCAGCAUACUACAUAAUGAACAUACUACAUCUAAAGGAAAUUUUUGAUACUCCAAAGAUUAAAUUGAAAAUAUCCAAGAAGUUCGUCCACAACGACGAAAAGGGCUAUGUUGAAUUCGACGAAAACGACGACAACGAAGACGAAUCUUUUCUUUGUCCGUUUAUAUACUUCAUAAACGUCGGCCAAUCAACUGUAGAUGAAAGUGACAAUACCAACAAUUAUUUUUAUGUAGAAUGGACGCCUUCCGUUUUUAGCGUGACGAAUAUAGGACAGCUUAGGUUUCAGUAUAAAUAUGGACGUAAAAGUACAUAAUAUAAGUUUAAAUUUCGAUAA